AUGGCCAAACCAGUCACCAUUAGACUUUUGCUUACCCUAGUGGUUCAUCAUAACUGGUUUCUUAAUCAAUUGGAUGUAAGUAAUGGUUUUCUCCAUGGUUUUCAUAAGGAAGUUGUCUAUAUGGAGCAACCCCUAGGCUUUGUGGAUUCUUCUAAACCUACUCAUUUGGGUGCACUAUUUCCAGUCAAGGAUCUUGGUCCUCUUCAUUACUCCCUCGGUCUCAAGGUUCAGAGAUCAUCCACUGGUUUGUUUCUUUCUCAAGCCAAGUAUGCCACUAACCUUCUCACCAAGGUGCAAAUGACUAGUGCUAAACCUUGUGCCAGUCCCGUUGGUUCUGCAAAAUUGGAUCACAAUAGUGAUCUCUUACCUAAUCCUGCUAAAUAUCGCUCUAUUGUGGGGACUCUCCAGUAUCUUACUUGGACUAGGCCUGAUCUCUCAUAUGUAGUCAAUCAGAUUGGGCAGGUUGCCCUUAUGAUCGAUGAUCUACUGGAGGUUAUUGCAUAUUUCUAG
This is a messenger RNA of Prunus avium (sweet cherry), 510 nucleotides long. RefSeq names its product Reverse transcriptase (RNA-dependent DNA polymerase). Lineage: Eukaryota; Viridiplantae; Streptophyta; Magnoliopsida; Rosales; Rosaceae. The record is from RefSeq and is a predicted model, not a curated record.